Seriola dumerili (greater amberjack) is the source of this 3059-nucleotide messenger RNA. RefSeq names its product serine/threonine-protein kinase pim-3-like. Gene Ontology annotation, cellular component: cytoplasm. Bases 145 to 1107 code for a protein of 320 amino acids. Lineage: Eukaryota; Metazoa; Chordata; Actinopteri; Carangiformes; Carangidae. Gene Ontology annotation, biological process: negative regulation of apoptotic process; protein autophosphorylation; regulation of mitotic cell cycle. Gene Ontology annotation, molecular function: protein serine/threonine kinase activity; ATP binding. The transcript is spliced from 6 exons. The record is from RefSeq and is a predicted model, not a curated record.
GGCCGGGACGUUGAUGGAUUUAACCGUUUUUUAAUCUCGUUUCGCCCGCGAAAGGGCGUACGAUUUCGCUGCUGGUUUGGGUUUACUACACGAACAAUUUCCAGGUGUAUUUUCGUUUUUUUUUGGGGAGAAGUCAGGGGCAGUAUGCUGCUCUCUAAACUGGGUUCCUUCUCUCACAGCACGGAUCUACCGGCGAAGCUCCAGCUGCAGCAAGCCAAGGCGGAGAAGCAGCCGUUUGAGAAACUGUACCGGCUGGGUUCGGUGCUCGGCAACGGAGGAUUCGGCACCGUCUACUCGGCUGUCCGCCUGGACGACGGGCUGCCGGUGGCGGUGAAACAUGUGUGCAGGGACAGAGUCACUGAGUGGGGCACCCUGUGUGGCACUGUGGUUCCUCUGGAGAUCGUGCUGUUGAAGAAAGUGGGCGGGGCAUUUGGCGGCGUGGUGCGGCUGUUGGACUGGUGGGAGCGGGUGGACGGCUGGUUGAUGGUGAUGGAACGUCCCGAGGCGGCUCAGGACCUGUUCGAUUACAUCACAGAGCGCGGCGCGCUGGAUGAGGCGGUGGCACGUGGCUUCUUCCUGCAGGUACUGGAGGCGGUGCGUCACUGCUACACCUGCAGCGUCGUCCACCGAGACAUCAAGGACGAGAACCUGCUCGUGGACCUGAGGACCGGACAGAUCAAGCUCAUUGACUUCGGCUCAGGGGCUGUCCUCAAAGACACCGCCUACACCGACUUCGAUGGAACACGGGUGUACAGUCCUCCAGAGUGGAUCCGGUUCCGGCGGUACCACGGUCGCUCCGCCACCGUCUGGUCACUCGGCGUGCUGCUGUACGACAUGGUGUGCGGGGACAUCCCCUUUGAACAGGACGAGGAGAUCCUGAGGGGACGGAUCUACUUCAGACGCAACAUCUCCACAGAAUGCCAGCAGCUGAUUGGCUGGUGUCUGAGCCAGCAGCCGUCUGAACGGCCAACCCUGGAACAGAUCCUCCUCCACCCCUGGGUGACCAGCAGCGACGGUCAGCAGACAGACGACGGCAGCAUCAUUCUUCACAACAUUACAGCCGACUCCUCCUCCUCGUCUUCCUCCUCGAGCCAGCAGAGCCUCUGAUUGGAUGCACCUGAGGGGCUUGGCUUGGACUUGAUCGACAGGUGUCCUCUGGUGUUUGAGUUUCCUCGUGAUCGUGGGGUUGUUGCUCCAAGGAAGUUUUUUUUUGUGGUGAUGGAGUGAGUCAUGGUCACAGUUCAGGAUGCAGGUGACUCAGUGCUGGUCCACUGCGCCCCCUCCUGUUCAGACUAUGGAGCAGAACACCUGUUCUCCAUUUAGUGUUGCUGCUUGAGUGCCUUGACUUUAAAAGCUGCUGUGGGUGGAGUAACACCAUGGUCGGGGGUUGGAGUUUUCUUCAGAGGCUCAAAAGAAUCCUGAUGUUUGAAAUAUAAAACGUUGUCAAAUCAGAUGUAAAAAAAACUCACUCAGCAACUCUGUAGCUGCCAUGUGGGGUCACAUCAGUACAACAGAACAAAGGUGAACACACCUGAAAUGUUAUAAUCGUCUAUGGGGCUGCAACUACAUAUAUUUCACUAUUAAUCAACCUGUCAAUGAUUUUGUCUAGUGAUUGUUUCGUCUGUUAAAUCUCACAAUAUAGUGGAGAAAUGUUCAUCCGAUUGUUUAGAGUCAUAAUCCCAAACGUUCAGUUUACAGUGAUAGAAGCAGAAAAUUCUCAUGUUUAAACUAGCAAGGAUUUUGCUUGAAAAGCUAUUUAAUCACCUAUCAAGAUAGUUACUGAUAAUUUUCAAACAACUAAUCACUCAUUUGACUAAUUGUUUCACCCCCAGUUGUGUUUAAACUCCAUUUCCACUCAGCCAGAUCAACCGGCCCUGAGGAACAGUUGGGAAAUAUGAUUAUAUGCUUUGUUGUCGAGAGUUAGAUGAGAGGAUCAAUAUCACACUUAUUUGUGUGGAAAAUAUGCUGCUAUUGCGAGCAGCCAGUUAGCUUAGCUUAGCACAAAGACCAGAAACGGGGGAGUGGCUAGUCUGGUCCUGUCUGAACGUAACACUAGAGGUCUCGCGAUGGGAUCACACCGGCUUCAGCGCUGAUUACUCCAUCAUUACUACAUCAUAUCUUACACCUUUAAUCUGUGUAAAAACCAAAUUGUCAAAACAAUGAUUUGUAGUUUUACAACAGUCAUGUGGCUCUGAGCAGGUGCCAGAACAAGAAAUUCUUCCACUCAUAACCUCUUUAAAAUGUUGCCUUACAGUUCAGGUUUUGUAGAGGCUAAACAAACAGGCUAGCUGUUUGCCUUUGUUUCCAGUCUUUGCGCUAAGCUAAGCAGCUGCUGCUGUUAGCCUCAUACGUGUCGUACAGACUAGUGUUGCAUCAGUCUUCUCUUGCAAGAAAGCAAAUAAACAAAUUUCCCAAACUCUAAAACUCAUACGUUUCAAGAACGUUUUCCGUCCAACCCCAAAAUACACCCCUCCCAUCUUGUAAUAUGAGCGCUGAGGCAGCGAAGCAUCCUCACCUGCUGAUGUGGAAUACUUGAAUACAUAUUUAUCACUUCAUAACACACACACACACACACUACUCUGGAGGGCUGGGACUGGUUCUGGGUAGUUCUGAUACCAAAACAUGACUUUUUGAUCCUUUUUUAAAAAAUGUAUUUAUUUUUUAAUUUCCUUCAUGUAACAAACAUCUCUUCAUCCUUCAGCGUUUACCUUUGUCUGAGAAGUCUUCCUGACUGAAGUUCAGGCUACAUGUCUGAUUUAAAGAAGUGAAUCUGAUCCAGUUUUCACUGUGGACUUUAACCACUGACGCCUCUGACGUCCUGCUGAGCUUGAAGUUAGCUUCAAGCUCGGAUAGGAGGCAGAAUUUCAUUUCAACAGUUGUUUACUUGAUGGGUUUUCUCAGUUUCUUCCUUCAAGCAGGGCUCGGUGUUUUUGGAUGGUUGUGUCAAUACCAGAAUUUCAAUGUGGAUUCCUCAAAAACACUUGUUUUUUUUUUUUUUUAGUUCUCACAAUGUACUGAGAUUCCACGGCUAGUACAGUCGAAUCAAGUUUUUUUUUCUG